Messenger RNA from Saccoglossus kowalevskii, 1545 nucleotides. RefSeq lists its product as uncharacterized. NCBI's taxonomy places the organism in Eukaryota, Metazoa, Hemichordata, Enteropneusta, Harrimaniidae. Gene Ontology annotation, molecular function: peptidyl-prolyl cis-trans isomerase activity; calcium ion binding. The record is from RefSeq and is a predicted model, not a curated record.
UCGACCGGUACAGGUGACAGCGCCGUUCAUCAUGCGGUUUCUUGUACUAUUCGUAGUUGUCGUUUUUUUUUCUACAGUUUUCGCUGAAAAUGACGAAGAAGAGGACGAAUAUGAAGACUGGCCUGACUUUCACGUCGAAAUACUCCACAAACCGGAAGGAUGCGAAGAAGUCAGCAAAAAUGAAAAGUCGCUAACUUUCGAUUACAUUGCCCGCCUUCACGAUGACAUUAACCAAGGAUUGGAGUUUGACUCCUCAAUCAAGCAGGGGAAAAAGAUGGUUUUCACCAUGGGUGAACACAUGGUUAUGAAAGGAUGGGAGGAAGGGCUGAAAGAUAUGUGUAUUGGAGAAAAACGAAAAUUAUUUAUUCCUCCUGGUGAAAUGCAGGAAGGCGAUAAGGGAACUGUAGGUGCAUUAAUACCAGGCAAUGAUGUGGCUUUAGAGUAUGAAUUUGAAUUGCUGGAUGUGGGUGAUAAGCCUCUAUCACAUCCUAGAUCCAACAUCUUCAAAGUGAUGGAUACAAAUGGUGACAUGCAGCUGACAAAAGAUGAAAUGUUAAGAUAUUUUGUGGAAUAUGGUCUUGGUGGACUUAAAGAUGAUGAGACAAUGGACGAUGCAGUGGAUAUGAUAUUCCGAGACCAAGAUGGAGAUAAAAAUGGACAUGUGUCUUACGAGGAGUUUGUUGGGCCGAAACAUGAUGAACUCUAAUAUUUUAACUUGGAUUGUUUUCUUCUUACGUAGACUGGCAUGCUUUUCUUAAUACAUGUAUUGAUGAGAUCAGAAAUUUAUGUGUUGGAAUCAUCUUACAUGAUUCUUCCUAUUUGACUAUUCCAAGUCAAUAUUCAGCCAAUGGAAGACACUUGGCUUCUUCACUGGCAUUGGUGAAUUGUAAGACUGGUACUGAUUGGCUGCAUAAUCAGUUACUUGAAUUUGAUGGCCAAUAAGAUUGUGACUUGCGGAUUCUGACUGAGAAUAUUAUGUGAAAUAUUUGAAUAUGUGCAAGUGUGGGAGGGUAACCCGGUAUAUAUACGUUCUACCUACGUUAUUUGUUCAAUUGUCAAUGAUUUGAGUAAUGAAGGUUGAAGACUGUUUUAGCUUAUCAUGUGAUCAUUAGAUUUGACUUCAGUUGCUAAGUUUUGAAAAGUUUUUCAACUUUCGUGUAUUCAUAAAGAUUCGCUUCUCUAAUGCAGAACAUCAGUGAAUAUUUCCCCCAAAAUAUGUUUCAUAAUAUUCCCAAGACUCCAACAAAAUGAUCUCAGACAGUUUUAGAAAGCAUGAUACAUAUUUUUUGAUAUUAUUUAUUAUUCAUCACUGUACCACCUUGAUUAAAUUGAGCAAGUUUUAUUGUAGUACUUAUAUAAACAUCCUUUGAUGCAUUUUUUUGUUAUCUUUCUAUAAACUAUCUAUUUUUUUAUGAUUUUCAAUACUGUAAGUUUGUUUUGUAUAUUUUUGUUACUUUUUCACACAAUCAGUGUAUAUGUUUGAAUUCUAUACUUUUCUACCAGCAGGUGAACUUAGAAUUGUGACGGGUUGUAAUAAAAGUAUUU